Molecule: messenger RNA, 2205 nt
Organism: Triticum urartu
Lineage: Eukaryota; Viridiplantae; Streptophyta; Magnoliopsida; Poales; Poaceae
Molecular function (GO): nucleic acid binding; zinc ion binding
Source: RefSeq, a predicted model, not a curated record
UGUUAGCUUAAUUCAACACUAGUUGGCAUGCAACAUUUGAACCAUUGUAGCUCCAGAAAGAGAUGCCGGAACAAAAAGAAGAGGCAAAAGAAGAGUGUCAGGAGAUGGAGAGAAAGCUGCAAGCCUGCAAUACUAGGAUCCAACCAAGUAAAUGAAUGUGAUGAUCAUGAAACUUCAGUGGCAUGCUAGCCAACUACAAAAACCACUGCUGCCCAGCAUGCAAUACAAGGAGCACGAAGAGACUUGCAAUUUGAUUGUUUAUCAGAUGCUGUUGAACUGGUAUGGGCCCAAGCCCAUCAUAUGUAUCACUUAGGGCCCAAGCCCAUGAGGAUAAGCUGACCUAGAAGGGGCAUCCAGUCCUCCCGUUCCCUGUGUGAGCCGCCACACACACUCACACUCACGCUGCAGGUACUCCUCUCUCCCUGAUUCUACAUGGUAUCAGAGGCCAGGUUCGGCGGGGCCUGACGGACGGCGGCGGCGGCCGGGGAUCCGGCGGGGAUCCGGCGAGGCGCGGGACAGUGCCUGGGUGACGACGGUCGCGGCGUCAACGCGCUGCUGCGCACGAGUGGUCGGGCGCGGCGCUGCCUGCGCGGCCGUGCACGGGCUGACGCGGCAGAGGACGGAGGGACUCGCGACCUGAAGGCUGCGCAGGUGCUGUCCAUGCGAAGGAGGAGUGCUUGCGUGAGCGCGAGAGGUGGUCCUGGAGCUGCCGUUGCUGCUGCUGUUCCUUGGGAGGAAGAGGUGUUGCUUGCUGCUACUGGUGGUGGUCAGUGCUACUGCUGCUGUGGGCUGCUGUUGUUGGGUGUGUAGAGGCUGUGUCUGGUGCUGCUACUGAGUGUUGCUGCUUCCACUCCUCCCGACCGAAGAUGGCUGAGCCAACAGGCCUUGCUGAGGCUUUCGAGAAGCUUGCUAAGAUCUUCGAGGAGUCGAAAUCUGGGGCCAUCGUUCCUCGACAGGAAGUGGCUCAGAAGAUCGAACUGUCGCCCAUGGACAUGAAGUUAGAGGGGGCUACCAAUUAUCUGAGCUGGUCCCGGAGGGCGUUGCUGGCUGUGGAACAGAAGGAGCUUGAUGGGCACUUGUUGGGUGUUGUUGCUGAACCAGGAGACAAGACUACUGUGGAGGGAAAAAGAUGGAAGGUCAUAACUCUGUGCUCAUUGGCUGGUUGUUGAACUCGGUGGUGCCCCCCAUUGGACGCUCUGUGGAGGGGCUAUCCACAUCCGCUGCGAUACGGACGACUCUGUCCACCUUGUACUCAGGUAAGGGCAAUGUCAUGCUAAUUGCUCAGAUUGAGGGGAAGACCAGUCGGCUGCAUCAAGGCGACGACAUGUCAGUGAUGACAUAUGUGGCAGAGCUGCAGGCUUUGUGGGCAGAGCAGGAUAACUGCGACCCUCUGGAACUCUACGAUGCAGCUUGCAUCGAGUCAGGGCGCAAGUGGAUUGCACGCAGGCGUGUGCUGAAACUGUUGGAGGGGCUUAGAGGUUGUUUUCAUGGCAGGAGGGCAUCCCUGUUGCACCAACCUCUCCUGCCCUCUAUUGAGGAGACUAUUGCUGCUAUGUCUCAAGAGGAGGUGCGGCUAUCUCUUGAGCAUGCAGACAUGAAGGCUGUGCCGUCUCCGACAUUUGGAGUCACUGAGCGCAUGGAGUGGAGCGAUCCCAACAAAUGUCAUAUCUGUGGGGAGGCAGGUCACUGGAAGUGGGCGUGUCCAACUCGUGGCAGAGGCAGGGAAUACAACGGAGGGGGAACUGGCAGAGGCAGGAGUGCUAGAGGCAGAGGUGGAUACUCAGGGACCUCAAGGGGUCAGGCUUCUAGGGGCAGAGGUGGCUACUCAGGACACUCAGGGGAUCAAAGGGCUCACAUGACAGUGGCAGGAGACACUGGGACGUCAAAAGGCAAAGAUGCAGAUGAUGCUGACUAUGGAGACUUUGCUCUCUGGGCCUCCACUGAUGAAGGAGCGACAGACGAGCCAGACAGUUGGGACUGGCACCAGGCGUAGGGGGCUCUGGUACAUGGACCAGGAGGUGCAGCCGGACUUGGUGUGUGCUGCGACCAUGGAUGACAAGGAGAAGGAGGCGAUGAUCCAUCACUGUAGGAUGGGACAUGUAUCUUUUGAUAAGAUGAGUAGAAUCUUUCCGGAUGUUAUGUGUGGGAUAGGCAAGGGCAAGUUGACAUGUGAUGCUUGCGAAUAUGCCAAACACACACGAGCCU